Malassezia restricta is the source of this 1326-nucleotide messenger RNA. Its product is annotated as PHD finger domain protein. Gene Ontology annotation, cellular component: nucleus. Lineage: Eukaryota; Fungi; Basidiomycota; Malasseziomycetes; Malasseziales; Malasseziaceae. Bases 1 to 1326 code for a protein of 441 amino acids. Gene Ontology annotation, biological process: regulation of DNA-templated transcription. The transcript has 3 exons. The record is from RefSeq and is a predicted model, not a curated record.
AUGUUGCCGCCAGAGUAUCCUGUCAUGUAUGGAGUACCCUCAGGGAUGCAUCCAGGGAUGACAGCUUCUUUGGAAAGUUUACAUCCUUUUUUCCCACAGGCAAGAAUGCCUGAGGCACCCUUGUCUGAGGACGACUUGGCAUUUUUUAUGCUGCUCGUGACGUACUCAGACGCCUUGGAUGCCCUGCCGCUUGAAACAACCCGGAGUUUCUCCGACUUACGAGAACUUGAUGCCGUUCUUGGAGCCCAUUUGGGAUCACUUACGCAACGACUGCAGCAUCUUGCGUCAGUGAUCGAAAACCCUGAUGUUCCCCCGAGUGAGCGUCUAAUGAUUUUAAAAGAAGUGGCAGAAGAAGCCCGAGCGUAUAAAAUGGGCGGCGAGGACAAGAUUCGCGUAGCUGUCAACAUGUCAGAUAUGCUUGCCUCUCACACAGAAUACAUUGACUCUCUUUUACGCUCUCUAACUUCACUUCCAACCCUAGGCCCUUAUGUUCAAGAAAGUCGUCCCCAAUACAAACAUUUGAGUGAUCUAAGCGCAUAUUCUGUCCAUGGGGACCCAUAUUCUAGUGGCUCAAACACUCUUAGUGCUAGCAUGGAAUUGAGUGCGGCAAACAUACACCGUCACUAUGCACCUUAUCAAGAAAUGUCGUCUAGCCGUGCUCGUGUUGAGCGUGAUCCACCAAAUGCCUCUCGUGUGAACAAAAAACGCAAAACAAUGCCCCCAUCAGUGGCUUCGAGAUCGGAACGUGGUGCUGCGCCAGGUUCCAAACGACAAUAUGAUGACAUGGAUCAUGGCGAAAGCAGUGAUGAUCAGGGCGAGGCAUACGAGACUAGCGCUGACAGACUCAUUCGUCCCCAUCAACGUGCCCGGACACGCGUGUCAGAUCACGAUGCACCAACUAAGCAACAGACGGCUACCUGGAGUGGUCGCCGUGCAGUGGAUGGCUCACUGUCCAAGGAUGGUGCAUCACAAGGUGAAGUGCAUCGUGGGUCGGGACGUACUCGACCUAGCAAGACUACUCAUGCCGGCUCAAGUGGUAACGAGCAAGAUGACCAAAGGUACUGCUUCUGUAAUAAUGUCAGCUAUGGCGACAUGAUUGGUUGUGACGACGAUGACUGCGAGCGCGAAUGGUUUCACCUUGGCUGCGUUGGUCUUUCAAAACCCCCACAAGGAACCUGGUAUUGUGACGCAUGCCUUGAACGACGCUCGCAACAAUCACGCGCCAAGACUAAGCGCAACUCAAGGCCAAGCCGUGGCGUGACGACCACCGCAGUAGUGCCAGACCAUCCCGCUUCGGCACGUCGCAUCACCAGCACAAGACGGUGA